UGCAAUCCCUGGGGGAGGUCCGAUGGGACAGGAGAAGGAUGAGCACGCUUCUCUUGAGCAAUAACGACAUUGAAUGACGACUACCUGGCUUUCCAAUGGAUGUAGUAUUGUUGUUACUUGGAUUCCUGCUCGAACGCGCCUGGGCUCUUCCGGUUCCCGUAGAGUCAUCAGGCCAAAUAGGCGCGCAAACGCUACCCGAUGUUAGCACCAAACUCACCGUUCCUUGGGCGGAUGCUGUUAUUGGUGCUUCCUACUUUGCCAUUCCGGUAGAACUGGCCUUCUUUGUCUUCAAGCUCCCAUCAACGACUUUGUAUCAAAAAUGCGUAGGGGGACUCUUUGUUGCAUUUAUUCUAUUUUGCGGAAUCGGGCACUUUCUGGAUGCCAGCCAUAUGGGCGUUGAAUGGGUUAUUGCCGAUAGAUAUCUGACGGCAGGCGUCUCCGCCAUUACAGCUAUCGCAAGUCCGUAUGUCUUGAAUUACAGCGUGGAGGCCAUCAAGGGAUUCUCGGAAGAGUCGAAAUUGGUGGAAAAGCAGCGGGAUAUGCUGGCAGACGCACAGGCGCUGACCCACCUUGGCAACUGGGAGCUAAGAGAGGACGAAAAAACUGGCGUCCGGUGGAUUAAUGCAUCCGACGAGUUUUUCCGAAUAUUUGGCAUGGAACCGGAUACAUAUGAAGCCAACAGGAUCACUUACGAUAGAUAUUGGAAGUGUGUCGCGCCAGAGGAUCGAGAAAAGAUUGACAAGGCGGUUAGCGAAGCUUUGUUGAAUGGAGACUCAUACCACAUCAUACAGCGGAUUCGAAGGGAGUCGGACAGGAAGGAGGUCUAUAUUCGCGGAUAUGGAAAGCCUGUGAUCCGCGACGGAAAGAUUCAAGGGCUCCGUGGGACGGCGCAAGAUAUUACCUCCCAAGUCUUUGCUGAAAUGGAAUUGACUAGGGCAAAGGAAGAGGCGCUCAUUGAAUCCAAGCACAAAGACGUGUUUCUAGCAACCAUGAGUCAUGAAUUGCGCACUCCUCUCACAUCCAUUAUUGGACACGUCGAGCUAAUGGACGAAACACCCAUGGACGAGACCCAAAAAGAGUACAUGUCCAACGCUAGACGGGCUGCAACCACGCUCUUAUCCUUGAUCAACGAUAUCCUUGAUUACAGCAAGCUGACCGCUGGAAAGGUUGAUUUAGAUCUACGUGUAACCAGUGUAGCCGAGAUUCUGGAUGAUGUUCGCGCCAUUUCUAAAGAUCUUGGAAAGGAGGUUACUCUACGAGUCGACUCGUACGAUGGGCCCAACGUGAUUGGCGAUUCCACUCGACUGAAGCAGAUUUUGUUAAACCUUGUCAGCAAUGCUGUAAAGUUUACAAUGCCUGGUGGAUACGUCUUUGUUACCAACACGUGGACAGUGGACAAUGCCGACAGAGUGAACCUCACCAUAUCGGUCCGAGACACAGGCAUUGGUAUGUCGGAGCAAGUAAUACAACGGCUGUUCAAUCCGUUUACCCAAGCAGACGCAUCAACGAGCCGCCGAUUUGGUGGGACGGGAUUGGGAUUAUCGAUCGUCAAGAAGCUCGUAAAUGCCAUGGAUGGGUCCAUCGAAGUAACUAGCGAGGAAAAUAAGGGAUCAACUUUCACAGUCCUUUUUAAACUGCCUAAAGCGCACGUCCUUCCACAAGAGGUGCCUGUUCCCGACAAGAUGGGCAGCAUGCGUAUCCUUGUCGCUGAAGACAACAAGGUUACCCAAUCUCUUCUUAAGCGGAUGCUGCGUGACUUUACCGUCGACGUGGCUGAUAACGGCCGCCAAGCUGUGGACAUGGUGAAAAAGAAUGAAUCCUAUCACAUGCUUUUCUGCGACUUGAAUAUGCCGGUACUGGACGGCCUGGAGGCCACCCGCGAAAUUAGGAAGACGACCCAAGGCCGUGAAAUAUUCAUUGUUGGCUUAACUGCGAAUGCGUUCAAAACCGAUCGCGAAAACUGUUUAAAAGCUGGGAUGAAUGACUACCUCUCCAAACCGUUCACGAAGCUAUCUCUACUGGCUAUGAUUGCGAAAGCAAAAUUGUCCGGGUGACACAGCUUGAUUUCCAGAGCACGUUGAGUGGCCAAAUGAACCUGAAAGUUUCAAAAGGAGUGAUACUGGAUACUUGCCUCUCCCAAUAUUCCAAUCGAGAACGACUGUCGUUGGCUGCAUUUAUUGUCGUCUACAUGGGUGAUCGGACUCUUUAUUUUGCCGGCGUCGUCCGACUGACACGGUCAAAUGGAAUCUUUCGCGACCCCGUUUUGCUGCGUCCUUGACUCGGUGCACAAUGCGGCGGUUAAUGCAUGUGCUGCAAGUCCCGGAAAACGCACCUGUAUAAAAGAGAUUUAGAAACUUGAGACUUGAGCCAACAUAUGCUCAUAGAUACGCCGGUUUUUACACUCUGCUACCGGGAACCAAGGUACACCCCUACUUAUUACGCACGUUUUCUUUGGCGACACAUGGUGUCACCUUUUACGGGUGAGAUUGAGAUUGCUACCCGACAAUACAGCGGUUGACUAGUCGGCAGCUGAAGAAAGAAUCUCUGGAGGCAGAGAAUAUUGGACAUGGUUGUAAACAGUUGUAGAGAAUUGUAUUGGACGUGCGCUCAAGAUUAAGCCAGUCUUGAAUUUUAUGGAACGUUUAAUAUAAGCCAAUGUUUUGUACACAAGUCAUUAAUACUGCCAAGUAUAUAAUACACGAGUCGAACC
Messenger RNA from Spizellomyces punctatus DAOM BR117, 2710 nucleotides. RefSeq lists its product as uncharacterized. The record is from RefSeq and is a predicted model, not a curated record. Gene Ontology annotation, biological process: phosphorelay signal transduction system; phosphorylation. The coding region runs from base 96 to 2054 and encodes 652 amino acids. Gene Ontology annotation, molecular function: protein binding; phosphorelay sensor kinase activity. The transcript is spliced from 3 exons. NCBI's taxonomy places the organism in Eukaryota, Fungi, Chytridiomycota, Chytridiomycetes, Spizellomycetales, Spizellomycetaceae.